Varroa destructor (honeybee mite) is the source of this 4171-nucleotide messenger RNA. RefSeq names its product apoptosis-resistant E3 ubiquitin protein ligase 1. Lineage: Eukaryota; Metazoa; Arthropoda; Arachnida; Mesostigmata; Varroidae. Gene Ontology annotation, cellular component: cytosol; cytoplasm. Gene Ontology annotation, biological process: protein polyubiquitination; ubiquitin-dependent protein catabolic process; negative regulation of apoptotic process. The record is from RefSeq and is a predicted model, not a curated record. Gene Ontology annotation, molecular function: ubiquitin protein ligase activity.
CCUGUGGCUGUCGGAUUAUAUAAUGCGUCGAUGAAACGCGGUCUAUGAUCGUAAAACAUUUUUGCCUAUUAUGCAAUCUACCGACAUGAAGGCAAGCAGGUAGUUAAGUAAAAGCAAUGGCGAGCAAGCAAUGGAAACGAUCGAAUCCCGUCUAGCCCAUCUGGACAUGUGUGUUGGGCCGUUCAAGAAUGCUGUUAAGCGCGAACUUAUGCGUGUAUACAUAACAAGUGGCCAUCAUAAUCUUUGUGACUGAGUCCGGACUGACGCUACGAUGUUAUAUAAUAAGUGAAUGAUGUGGAAUUCGUCCCAUACGGCUGGAUAUGUGCAGUGUGUUGACGUCUUCCGUAUCAAAUGUGAGACUAUGAUGUAGACCAUGCGCAUUGUCCAUUUAAUGCCGGUAUGCUUGGUGUUAUUUCGUCGUUCUCGAGCAAUCUUACACUAAAGUUAUGAUCGGACUUUAGACUUCAUUCAAUCAGGUCCCUCGAAGUAUCGUCAUGCUGUGAUAACUGGUAAUUUAAGUAAAAUAAGGUAACACACUGUUCCAUAUUAAGCUUUUUUUCGCUUAUCGGCAGCGGGAAGCUUCGACUUGUCGCAACAAAAAAGCGGCGUUUCCUACAUCCGUCCUUAUCGUCAACAACGAACAUCUCAAAGGUGAACGUAAGAUCCAAGAUUGGAGAUUGAUUCUGGGAUGAUAUCGUUUACACCGAUCAUUCAGGCUGGAGGCGGCCUUAUCGAAGAGCUGGUACGCGAUAGUCCUCCAGCACGGGGGGUAUGUCAACUCGUCGGAGAUUGGUUAAGCCGGAUAAAUGAGUAUUUCCAAAAGGAUGAAGCGGGUCCGCUCACCGAGUUCUUGUUCGUACUUUUGUGUUCAGUGGUGGCUUCAACGUUGGCCUUUUCGCACAAGCGCUUGUCAAGGCGCCGCUCGCUUCACACGGAGGAUUGCUAUGUAGAAUUUCUAUGGAACGAUUUUGAAUGUGUUCCACGAGUCGGCGAACAGUACGAGUACAUUAUGCACGUCCAAUUUACGCCACGUGUUUCAGGCUUCUACUCGUUCCGUAUGGCUAUCGAACAUGUGCCCAUAGCAGGAAGCCCAUUUCUUAAGCGAUUUGAUCCUGGCGAGCCAACAGCUAGUCAUACAACAGUUUCAAACUUUAGGCCAGUUAUGGUAACAGGCGAUCGCACCGCUCUUCAGCUGAAACUACGGCUCCGUGACCGAUAUGGCAAUGAAGCUUUCGUGGACGAUGUAAACGCAGCAAGGCUACAAAAAUUGCUAAGGCUUCAUAUCGAAAGGCACGAUGGAGGAAAGGCAAGUUCAGUGAAAUACUCGGUUUGGCGCGACGAUGUUCUGCUCAGUUCGGCCACCCUUUCCGUACAGCUGUCAAGCCCGGGCUUAUUCAAAUUGAAACUGCUCUACGAUGGAGUGCCCCUGGCAAAAUCACCUUGCAUUGAAGUAGUCGUCUUAUGUGAUUCACGGUAUCACGCUUUGAUGAAUUACAACGAGGCUGUUUCCUCAGCGGAACUUAUCCUCUGCGACUCGGCGCUCCUCAGUGAUGCAAAGAAUACUCAAUUCAGGUAUUCUAUUCGAGUUCGACCAAGUGCUGGAGGAUCUGGUAGCGAAGUCCAUUUCCUAACCAAGGACGACACGGAAAGAAGUCAUUUGAUUACCAGCUCGCUAAAGGUAUCCCUCCGGCAUCGCACCGUUGAGCUGCAUGAUGAACAGAGCCAUUUACGCGUGGCUGUGACCUCAGAACACUCAAGUUCAUUUAUUUAUGCGGGACUCUUGCAUCUGGCAGGCCGCUUAGCGGGAGCCAGUAGGGCUUUUGAGGAACGCCGAGACUCGCUCGUAGAACGGGUUCGUGGGCAAAGUGGUGAAGUGAGUUCUCAUCAACGGGAGAUUGAAGGUCCAGCGAGACUAAUUGUCUGCAGAACAGAUCCUCUCAGAACGACCAUGAAGGCUACGGAGUGCUUCGAUCGUGAAGACUGGCGGCGCAAGUUCCAGAUCAACAUUAAAUUUGAGAUCGCCGCUGAUAUGGGAGGUCUGAGUAGGGAGUGGUUCGAAAUCCUUUGCAUAAAGCUUUUUGAUCCGAACGAAGGCCUAUUUACAUCCUAUGGGGGAGCUCAGGGUUUCGUACUGCCGAACGCCUCACUCCCGCCCUGUGGUAGCUACUUACGUAAACUUGAGUUCGCCGGUAGCGUAGUGGCCAAAUGCGUCUAUGAAUCAGCUCUUGGUAACCAACACAGGUUGACUGUUAAAGCCAAUUUCGCAAGAUCUUUUUUAGCACAAAUGCUCGGCAGGCCUGUGACUUACAGACACUUCAAGACGGAUGACCCUGAACUUUACCAAGGAAAAAUCAAAUACAUAUUGGAAAACAAUGUGGAUAAUCUUCAACUUUCGUUUAUUGAUGAGGAAUUCACGAUAGACGGAAAAUUGAUCCAGGAGGUAGAACUUAUCAGUGGAGGAUCGUCAUUUGCUGUGACCGAAAAAAAUAAGUUCCAGUACCUGAAUGCUCUAGCUGAAUACAGGCUCGCUCGAAAAGUUCGCUCACACAUCAAAAGCUUCAUGAUGGGUUUCAACACUGUUCUAAACAUCAAUUUUCUUCGGGAGUUUGACGAGGAAGAAUUGGAGUUGCUUCUUUGUGGAAGCCCAAUCUAUGUCGUUGAAGACCUUCGAAAAAAUCACUACGCUCUUGGUUGGACCGAUACGAAUCGCCAUAUUCUACAAUGGUUUUGGAAGGUGGUAGAUUCGUUCUCCGAAGAAGAACUUUCGCAAUUCGUCCAGUUUGUAACAGGAAGUAGCCGGCUUCCUUUGGGAGGAUUUAGUCAGCUAGAGCCGUGGGUGCAUAUCGUCUACGUGGAAGCAAAUAACAUACUACCUUCAGCUCACACAUGCUUUAACUACCUCUGUUUGCCUGGUUACGAUUCAUGUGAGUUGCUCGUACGACAGCUUCGAACGGCGCUUCGUGAAGGCUGCCAAGGAUUCGGUUUCGUCUAGCACACGGAAUUUAUCUAAACUGAAGUCCUAGAUCAUUUGUAACAGCAAUAUCAGGUGCGAUUUAUCAAGAGUCGAUUAUUUUUGGCCUAAUUAAUAGCCAAACUAGUUAAUUUCGGACAUAGAAGGAGAAGAACGACUUCCAGCCAGAGAAGUAGCGCUCUCGGAUAGAUAUUGUUAGAACUGCGACUUUUCAUCUACUUUUGGAUUCCAUAGAAUUAUAUCGUUUGAAUACACUUGGAGCAGAAACUGUUCGCGUGAUAUCUCCUCUUUUUUUUUUUUGUCACAGAGGAAAUAUGCAAAGACGCCAGUCGCCAUUUCAUGUCGUAUUUAUUUGUUGGUUAAAUUAGUACGAUAACGCGUUACAAAACAUGCAUUCGAUUUAGCGGACAAAAGGUUGGACACAGGGCCUUGACCUUAAAUGCCUAUGAGAACUAUUAAUAAGGCCACAUUAGUAGAGUAAUUGUAUGUACUUUUGCAACGAACGUAAGACUAUGAAGAUAGGCAAGUAUUUCAGACUAUAUGGGAAUAGAUCUUAGUAUAAUAUGUAGUACGAUAAAUCUGACUGUUCCACAUUACUAACCUGUAUAAGAUAGCUUUCCAAAUGUUUAAAACAUAUACAUUUCUAACGAUUUGACAUACUAAGCUUUGUAUAUUAUCCUACACCGUACAUAGAUGACCUUAACAAAUUUUCCAUAAAUAUACGUUAUCAUACCUUACGAUAUUGUUCCCGCACAUACAAAUACGUGUGUAUGAGAUGAAGAUGUGUUUUUUUUUUGGACGAUUAUCAUUAUCAAAUGCGGGCACUCGAUUUCUACUUAAAUCAGCUCAAUUACAUUGUGUGAGCAAUCAGCUUUUCAAAAUGAUUAAAUAAUACCUAAGAAAAGUGCAAUCUGUGAAGGUAGCGAGAAGAUUAAUAACAUGAUCUGUGACAUCUGAUCAGACAGAGUUUCUUUGAUUCCGUCGCAUUGUUGAUCAAGGAUUUAAUUUUUAUUUCGUCCAUGGCGUAAUAUUGUGUGUUAAACAUUUGGUUAAUCUAUUAGUUAUAUAGAAUUGAUAUAAAGUAAAAAAAAAAUUGUAAAACAUGGUGCCAACUGGAGCUGAACAAAUAAAUGUAUUGUCUGAACUGAAGCACCGUUUGAUUAUUUACUAACAAUAUUCGUCUUUAAUAGCGCUAUUUAU